Molecule: messenger RNA, 1553 nt
Organism: Megalobrama amblycephala (Wuchang bream)
Lineage: Eukaryota; Metazoa; Chordata; Actinopteri; Cypriniformes; Xenocyprididae
Gene: lpar2a
Product: lysophosphatidic acid receptor 2a
Exons: 3
Coding region: 388-1461 (357 amino acids)
Biological process (GO): G protein-coupled receptor signaling pathway
Cellular component (GO): membrane
Molecular function (GO): lysophosphatidic acid receptor activity
Source: RefSeq, a predicted model, not a curated record
UUGGAUCUUCAGGGAGUGGUUUCAUCAAAUCAGGUUUCAGGGAGGUGGGAUCAUCGGAUCUCGGCCGAUCUCAGUUGCUCUUCACGCGUUUAUUUCUCCUCGAGCUCCGCCAGAUGAGCGUUUCCGGCGAGCUCCCGAGUGCCAAGAAACAUCGACACACGGCCAGCUCUGUCUGAGCUGCUGUUAUGCGUGUUUUCUUUGCUUCCUCUGAAACUCUGGCAACGGGUUGGAAAACAAUAAAAGACACACCUUGUAAGCAGCAACAUUGGGACAUAUUUUGAUAAGCAUAAUUUCCAAUGGUGACUGAUAGCAUCAUUAGGAUUACAGCAUCAGGGAAAACUGGCAACAACUGAACAGCUCAAGUGAUUUACAUGAACGUCUAUAAUAAUGUUAUUCAAUAGCUGCGAGGCUUAUAACUAUUCAGUGCUGUACUUCUACAACAAGACUGGCAAGUACAUCAGCCCUGACUGGCGCACACAUGACUAUGUGGUGGUCGGUCUCGGGCUCCCGAUUUGUGUCUUGAUUAUUCUGGCGAACAUGUUGGUCAUAGCGGCCAUCAUCAUCAACCGACAGUUCCACUUUCCCAUUUAUUACUUACUUGGGAACAUGGCAGCUGCGGACCUCUUCGCCGGCAUGUCGUAUCUCUUCCUCGUGUUCCACACAGGGCCGUGGACCAUCAAUCUGAGUAUGGAACAGUGGUUCGUCCGAGGAGCUUUGAUCAAUAUGAGCCUGACCGCCUCUGUGGUCAACCUGCUGGCGGUGGCAGUGGAGCGCCAUCAGACAAUCUUCACCAUGCAGCUGCACAGCACCAUGACCAAGUGGCGUGUGGUGAUGCUGAUAGUUUUUAUUUGGUCGGUGGCCGUCGUCAUGGGUCUGGUGCCCACCAUGGGCUGGAACUGUGUUUGUGACAUGAAAACCUGCUGCACGGUAGCGCCGCUGUAUUCCCGCAGCUUCCUAGUGUUCUGGGCCAUCCUCAACCUCCUGGCCUUUUUCAUCAUGGUGGCCGUCUACACGCACAUCUUCAUCUACGUUCGCCGCCGGAGUCGACUGAUGUCCCCUCACACGGAUCAGCCCUCGCACAAUCAGACUGUUAUCAGCCUCAUGAAGACCAUGUCCAUGAUUCUGGGUGCCUUUGUGAUCUGUUGGACGCCGGGUCUGGUGAUUCUCUUACUGGAUGGUCUGAGUUGCAAUAAAUGUGAGGUUCUUAAAUAUGAAAAGUACUGCCUGGUUCUGGCUGAGUGUAACUCUCUGGUGAACCCUAUCAUCUACUCGUUUCGGGACGAGGACAUGAGGAACACCUACAAACGCAUUCUCUGCUUCCCUUGGAGAAGAAUGCACCAGCAUGAGGGGCCUUCUGGCAUCCGCUUUGAGUCUGUGAAAACAGGGGCACCCCCUGAGAAAAACAGCUAUAACUCCACCAGUUUAGAGCCCAUUUCUCCACAAAGCCUAUUGUCUUCAUAGAAAAAGAAGUUCUCUUUGUAAAUAAAUGACUUUGUAUUUGCUAAGUGAAAUGAUCACAGCUUGUACAAAAAGUAAAUACUUCAUUUUUGAUA